This is a messenger RNA of Penaeus vannamei (Pacific white shrimp), 1013 nucleotides long. RefSeq lists its product as uncharacterized. The record is from RefSeq and is a predicted model, not a curated record. Lineage: Eukaryota; Metazoa; Arthropoda; Malacostraca; Decapoda; Penaeidae.
GAGAAGGACACAUUCGCUCGAAAGAUGAAGGCUCUGGUGAUUCUGGUCGCUGCAUCCUGUUGCUCAGCACAGCUGGUGCUGCCGUACACGGCGCCCUGGGUGCUGCCUCAAGCGAAGCUGAUCACUACCCCUCAUGUCAAGACCGACAUCAAGACCAUUCCUUUGGUCUCCCCUUACGCCCACCCCUUCGGACAUCCCUUCGUCGCUUCCCCCUACGCCUUCCACCACGCUGCCUAUCCCUACAUCCUCAACGCCGACGCUACUCUCAAGGCCACCGAGUUCCCCUACAUCUUCCACAAGGCUGAACAGGAGCCAGCUGUAGAAGAGGCACGUCGUCGUCGCCGCGACGUGGAGAUCCCCCUCCCGUACCUGCACGCCGUGCCCACCGUCACCAAGCAAACUGUGGAGACCAAGCAGUUCGAGCCGGUCGACGCCAACACCCCCGCCGACACCACCAAGAUCGAGCUCACCACCAAGGAGCACGAGAUCUCCGUGCCCGCCGUCAAGUACGUGCAGCCCGUGGUCAACGUCAAGCCCGUCACCUACACUGCUCUCUCCCACGCCGUCCUCCCCUACGCCCACGGCCUUCCCUACGCCCACGGCCUUCCCUACGCCCACGGCCUUCCCUACGCCCACGGUCUUCCCUAUGCCUAUGGCCUUCCAUACGCCCACUACCCUAGCCUCGUCGGCGCCCCCGUCAUCAAGAUCGACGAAGAAGAGUAACUCCAACUUUCCUGUCGUCCUUGAUCCUCACAAAAAAAAUAACGACACUUUGUGAUGGAAACUCAUCCGUUGGAGUCGUCUCUGAAUCCAACAUGAAGGAUGUGGUUACCAACCUGAGUGAAAUGAAAGAAAAUAAAGUUGAGAUAACAGUUCCCGAAAAUGCUAAAUAAAAAAGCAUAUUGAAAAUUACAUACAGUGAAAAACAAAUCAGAACAUCAUCUGAAAAAAGGUGUACAUGAUGAAAUAUACAUUCAAAAUCAACCUUUUUCGAAAUAAAAUCAUUAAAAUCA